AUCAGACGGCCGACCUACAACAAUUCUCCGUCGAGAUGAAUCAGAACACUGGUAACUACGAUAUCAUGCUCCCGAUGACCGCAGCCCCCGGAACGUACAUGGUUACACCGUCAGCCACUCCGACCAUGAGAAACGAUCAACUGAUCGUCAACAAUUUCUUGGCGGCGCAGCAACAAGCGUUACUCGCGAACACGCAAUCUCAGAAUAUAUUCAAUACAUUCGACAAGAACGGCAGCCAACUAACCUAG
Messenger RNA from Acaulospora morrowiae, 248 nucleotides. NCBI's taxonomy places the organism in Eukaryota, Fungi, Glomeromycota, Glomeromycetes, Diversisporales, Acaulosporaceae. The record is from the annotation of a GenBank genome assembly.